Messenger RNA from Ostertagia ostertagi, 591 nucleotides. The record is from the annotation of a GenBank genome assembly. Lineage: Eukaryota; Metazoa; Nematoda; Chromadorea; Rhabditida; Trichostrongylidae.
AUGCAAAGAAAUGCGCAUGAUUCUCCUGUAUAUCUUGGUUUCGGAAACGCUUUAGAAAUUGAUAACUUGUAUCGCCUUCGAAGUAUAUUUUUACCAUUGGGGAAAAUCGGUGGUAAGCCGUCAUGGCUUAACCCUCAGUAUCUUCCUACAACAGCUGACUUGCAGUGCAGUGUAACAGUUUUUUUUUCGUUAUCCUAUCACGUAACUCCUGCACAAUCAUUUCCAUUCCAGAUAUGUCAGAAGGCAAUGGCCUUUUUGAUCCAAAUUUAUGCAACAGGUGAGAACGACCCUCCUCACGCUUUUCAUCGAGCCCUUUUCAUCUUCAUCUGUCGUGAUCCGGAGUGCUCCAAGAGCAACGACGCAUCUAACAUAGCUGUGUUUCGCUGCUGCCUUCCACGAGAAAAUCCAUACUACUCUUUUGAAGGACCAAUGGAUCCCGAUUUAGGUACUGCUGCCGUAACCACCAAGCACUGGAUUGGACAACCGGACACAAGCAAUCAUGUGGCACAGGAGACGAUCCUGCCAUGUCUGCUCCUCUUGAGAAUCCAUCCAACAGAUUUCUUUUCAAAGAGUACGGCAUUGAAAUGGAUC